This is a messenger RNA of Ochotona curzoniae (black-lipped pika), 1650 nucleotides long. It is a transcript of the gene CHRNA7, whose product is annotated as cholinergic receptor nicotinic alpha 7 subunit. The coding region runs from base 101 to 1609 and encodes 502 amino acids. The record is from RefSeq and is a predicted model, not a curated record. NCBI's taxonomy places the organism in Eukaryota, Metazoa, Chordata, Mammalia, Lagomorpha, Ochotonidae. Gene Ontology annotation, cellular component: synapse; neuron projection; postsynaptic membrane. Gene Ontology annotation, biological process: nervous system process; regulation of membrane potential; chemical synaptic transmission. The transcript has 10 exons. Gene Ontology annotation, molecular function: acetylcholine-gated monoatomic cation-selective channel activity; transmembrane signaling receptor activity.
GCGCGAGGAGGGCGGGAGGCGACUUGGCGGUGGCAGGCGCAGGCCCGGACCAGCAGGCUAGACGCGCGGCGCGCCGGCCCGCGGCAGCUCCGGCACCAACAUGCGCGGCUCGCGAACCGGCUUCUGGCUGGCGCUGGCCGCGUCGCUCCUGCACGUGUCCCUGCAAGGCGAGUUCCAGAGGAAGCUCUACAAGGAGCUGGUCAAGAACUACAACCCCCUGGAGAGGCCGGUGGCCAAUGACUCACAGCCGCUCACUGUCUACUUCUCCCUGAGCCUCUUGCAGAUCAUGGACGUGGAUGAGAAGAACCAAGUUUUAACCACAAAUAUUUGGCUGCAGAUGUCUUGGACAGAUCACUAUCUGCAAUGGAAUAUGUCAGAAUACCCGGGCGUGAAGACGGUUCGUUUCCCUGAUGGCCAGAUUUGGAAACCAGACAUUCUUCUGUACAACAGUGCUGACGAGCGGUUUGAUGCCACAUUCCACACCAAUGUUCUGGUGAAUUCCUCUGGGCAUUGCCAAUAUCUCCCUCCAGGCAUAUUCAAGAGCUCCUGCUACAUCGAUGUGCGCUGGUUCCCCUUUGAUGUGCAGCAGUGCAAGCUGAAGUUCGGAUCCUGGUCAUAUGGAGGCUGGUCCUUGGACCUGCAGAUGCAGGAGGCGGACAUCAGCGGCUAUAUCCCGAAUGGAGAGUGGGACCUUGUGGGCAUUCCGGGCAAGAGGAGCGAGAAGUUCUAUGAGUGCUGCAAGGAGCCGUACCCGGAUGUCACCUACACAGUGACCAUGCGCCGUAGGACGCUCUACUACGGCCUCAACCUGCUCAUCCCCUGUGUGCUCAUCUCAGCCCUGGCACUGCUGGUGUUCUUGCUCCCUGCAGACUCCGGAGAGAAAAUAUCCCUUGGGAUAACUGUGUUACUCUCCCUGACUGUCUUCAUGCUGCUUGUGGCUGAAAUCAUGCCUGCAACAUCUGAUUCAGUGCCUCUGAUAGCCCAGUAUUUUGCCAGCACCAUGAUCAUCGUGGGCCUCUCUGUGGUAGUGACAGUGAUCGUGCUGCAGUACCACCACCAUGACCCUGACGGUGGCAAGAUGCCCAAGUGGACCAGAAUCAUCCUCCUGAACUGGUGUGCGUGGUUCCUGCGCAUGAAGAGGCCUGGGGAGGACAAGGUGCGGCCCGCCUGCCAGCACAAGCAGCGUCGCUGCAGCCUGGCCAGCGUGGAGCUGAGCGCAGGAGUCGGGCCGCCAGCACCCAAUGGGAACCUGCUCUACAUUGGUUUCCGAGGCCUGGAUGGCAUGCACUGUGCCCCUACCCCUGACUCCGGGGUGGUGUGUGGCCGUCUAGCCUGCUCCCCGACACAUGAUGAGCACCUGCUACAUGGUGGGCAGCCCUCUGAGGGGGACCCAGACCUGGCCAAGAUCCUGGAGGAGGUGCGCUACAUCGCUAACCGCUUCCGCUGUCAGGACGAGAGCGAGGCGGUGUGCAGCGAGUGGAAGUUUGCCGCCUGUGUGGUGGACCGCCUGUGCCUCAUGGCCUUCUCCGUCUUCACCAUCAUCUGCACCAUCGGCAUCCUCAUGUCCGCCCCCAACUUUGUCGAGGCUGUGUCCAAAGACUUCGCGUAAUGUCACAUGGUUCUGUACAGGAACAAAAUGUACAAAAGGAC